GACAACGACACUGGGCACGAGUUUCUUGAAAAGGGCAAUAGACACAUUGGAGGUGGAAGUGGUGUGAAAGAGGAGGGACUUGAGACUUCAGUUUGCGUUUCACUGUGGAAACUGCAGGGCGCUCGCGCUCGGUUCUGUCGGACUGACCGUAGUGCCACGGAACUGCCCGCGCGCUUCUCACGCGCGUAUCUAGUUUGCGCUGACAUUACCGUCACACAUUAAACUCCCACAACUGUGCCCACUACCGACAGUGGACCAUUCGUAAACCCGGCAAAGUCUUUUUUUUUUCUUGUAAGAGACUCUCUUCCAUGCGAGGAUGUAAAUUUCCUGAGGAGGAUUUUGAUUCGUGCCAUGGUUUUGACCCGCGUGCUCCUCACAGAAAUGGGCCGCUCCGCAUCUACGGGUACAUGAAUCUGAGUUCCACCGGCCAGAUGCCUGAGAUGGAAGAAGUAGAUACCAAUGAGAGCAACGGCUUGGCGAAGACGGUUGCUCUCAUCAGCUUCCUGUCACUGGUCAUGCUCAUGAGCGUCCUGGGCAACCUGCUGGUUAUGGUGGCCGUCUGCAAGGACCGGCAGCUCAGGAAAAUCAAAACCAACUACUUCAUCGUCUCGCUGGCGUUUGCUGACCUUCUGGUGUCAGUGCUGGUGAUGCCGUUUGGUGCCAUAGAGCUGAUCCAUCAGAACUGGAUCUAUGGAGAGACCUUCUGCCUGGUCCGCACCUCUCUGGACGUGCUGCUGACCACCGCCUCCAUCCUACACCUGUGCUGCAUAUCCCUUGACAGGUACUAUGCCAUCUGUUGCCAGCCACUGGUCUACAGGAAUAAGAUGACACCACUGAGAGUGGCUCUAAUGAUCGGAGGAUGCUGGAUAAUCCCAACCGUUAUUUCCUUCUUACCCAUAAUGCAGGGCUGGAACAGUAUUGGAAUAAAUGAUUUGAUAGAGAAGCGGAAGUUCUCUGGCAACUCCACAUCUUGUGUGUUCAUGGUGAACAAGCCAUACGCUCUGACCUGCUCAGUCGUGGCCUUCUACUUACCGCUGAUCCUGAUGGUGCUGGCGUACCAACGCAUCUACAUCACGGCACGGGCACACGCCCGACAGAUCAGCAUGCUGCAGCGGGCCGGAGGAGCAGGAAACGCAGACAGCGCAGACCACCAACGCAACCACCGCAUGCGAACUGAGACGAAGGCGGCCAAGACUCUGUGUAUCAUCAUGGGUUGCUUCUGCCUGUGCUGGGCCCCUUUCUUCAUCACGAACGUGGUGGACCCUUUCAUAGACUACAGUGUUCCUGAGCAGCUGUGGGCGGCCUGCCUCUGGCUGGGUUACAUCAACUCCAUGCUCAACCCCAUCCUCUACGCCUUCCUCAACAAGUCCUUCCGUCGUGCCUUCCUCAUCAUUCUCUGCUGCGGACACAAGCGCUACCGCCGACCUUCCAUCUUGGGCACAGGAGCGACCUGCACGGCCACGCAGAUCAACGGCUCUACACACGUCUUGAAAAAAAUGGCACCUAACCCAAAGCAGUCAGGAAAACUGCAGAGAAAACGGAAAGAUGAAAGACAGCUUAAAGGAAGGAAAGGACUGAAGAUGAAUCAGUGGAGAGAGGACCAAAUGAAAGCUGCAAUCGAGGAAUAUAAAGAGCAGGUAGAGUCGGGGAGGCCUGCGCUGCGAUUGCUCGCGAGGAAGUGGAACGUGCCAAAAACAACCCUUCAAAGACGCGUGAAAGGGCUUGUUGAGGGAUCUGAGCACGCGUCUGGAAGAAAGCCAUUCAUCCCUGUUGAAUCAGAGCGGGAGUUAGCUCGUCUUCUCACCUUGCUUUCACAGAGAGGCUUCCCGUUGAGGAGGGCUGAUGUUCAAUCAUUUGCUUUUGAGUUUGCCAAGAUAAAUGGGAUUCGAGGGUUUUCAGAAGAGAAGCAAAAGGCAGGCUAUUACUGGUUCGAGGGCUUUAUAAAGCGAAACCCAGGACUGAAGAUAAAGAAACAAGGGGCGAUAUCACCAGCUACAAGGAUGAAUGAAGAAGAGCUGGGAAAAUGGUUCAGAAUGUACGAAAUCACCCUUGAUAUGUUGGGAAUUAAAGACGUUCCUUCACAUAUUUGGAAGUGUAAUGUAUCAGGACUACAAGACGACUUCUCCUCUCAGCGAUAUGUCAGGGAAGGAGAAGAGCCCUGCUUUCAGAUCAGAGCUGAGGAGGAAGAGGAAACCGCCUCCACGGUACUAGCGGCAUUCAAUGCCAGUGGUACAUUUGCUCCUCCACUUAUCAUUUUCAAAGAAAAUAGGGUGAGAAGUGAGUGGUUAAAAGAAUCCCUAGAAAGCGUGUGUGUGAGGGCAUCGAAUAAUGGCUGGAUAACAUCAGAGAUGUUUGUUGAGUGGGGCGAAAUGUUUGUGGCACAGCUCCCAAAAGAUGACGCCAGACCCCACCUUCUGCUCCUCGAUGGCCAAAGCAGCCACAUAUUCAACCUCGGCUUUUUCAAUCUCAUGAACCAGAACAAUGUGGAAGUCAUAUGCUAUCCUGCACUGCAACCGGCAAACAGAGCUCUGUUCAGGAGUCUCAAACACAACUGGUGUGAAGUGAGUCGCAAGUGGAAUCAGCAAUGCGCAGACGUGAAGUUCCCCAAAGCACAUUAUUGUUCUGUUUUCACAGAAGCAUGGAAGAUGACUGCCACUGUGGAAAGAGCCCAGGAUGGGUUCAGGACAACAGGGAUGUACCCAAUAAAUGAGCUGGCCUCCAGUGAGCAUGAACCUCCUCCUGCCACCCUGUCCCGUUUGGAAAGUAACACGCCGCCCACUGCACAUUGCAGCACAGAAAGCGGCUCUGAUGUGCUGUCAGCUGUUGAAGUGGCAUCAUUCAAAGACUUUGUGGUCAUACAAAAAUGUAACAGGGGUAUAAAGACACCCAGAGCCAAGACAAUACCACAUUUCCACAGAAACACAGAACAGCUUCUUUAUAAUGAACAUUUAAAACAAAAAACAUUUAAAACUCCCUAUAAAUGCAGGGGCUGUUUCAUAAACCACAGCGCAGAUGAUGAUCCGAAAGCUUCUGAAGCGUGGAUCAGAUGCAGCAACUGUAAGGCCUGCUACCAUGAGUCUUGUGCCGACGAGGAUGGGAUUUAUGAAUGGGUUUAUGAUGUAGAUGGUGAAAACUGAUCAACUGAAGCAUGGAAUGAGCAUGAAAAGAUGAAUCACAGAAUGUAUGAUUUCUUUGAUCAUUUUUUCAGUCUAGCGGCGUUAAACUCUUGUGCUGUGAAAAUCAGCUUUUAAGAUUGAAUGGACUGUCACAGCCUUGUUUUCAUUUGUUUCAAAUUAAAUUAAUUAAAUUGACUAAGGUCCAUUAAUGUUUGGACACACCUUAAAUAGUCAGUAUUCUGUUUACAGUCUUUUAAGACAACUGACAAGGAGUAAUAAACGUUUUUUUUUUU
This is a messenger RNA of Megalobrama amblycephala (Wuchang bream), 3409 nucleotides long. RefSeq names its product 5-hydroxytryptamine receptor 4-like. Gene Ontology annotation, biological process: adenylate cyclase-activating adrenergic receptor signaling pathway; chemical synaptic transmission; regulation of appetite. Gene Ontology annotation, cellular component: plasma membrane. The record is from RefSeq and is a predicted model, not a curated record. Bases 309 to 3137 code for a protein of 942 amino acids. Gene Ontology annotation, molecular function: G protein-coupled serotonin receptor activity; nucleic acid binding. NCBI's taxonomy places the organism in Eukaryota, Metazoa, Chordata, Actinopteri, Cypriniformes, Xenocyprididae. The transcript is spliced from 7 exons.